Symbiodinium pilosum is the source of this 927-nucleotide messenger RNA. The record is from the annotation of a GenBank genome assembly. Lineage: Eukaryota; Dinophyceae; Suessiales; Symbiodiniaceae.
AUGGAGGGACUGGUCCCAGCACCGAAAAGCGAGGAUGCAGGCAUUUUUCAGAAGCUCUUCGGGCUUAUUGACUCUGGCGAUCAGGCUGCUGUGCUCGAAAGUCUCGACCAGCAGUUUGGAGGCGAUCCAAACGUUGCAGACGAAGCAGGCACAACGCCUCUGCUGGUCGCCGCAAAGGAGGGGAAAGUUGAAAUUGUUCAAGCCUUGAUGGAAAAGAAAGCGGAUUUGAUGAUGGCGGACGUGGAUGGCGACAACCCACUGAUGGUUGCAAUCGCUCAAGGGCACAUGGAAAUUGUAAACAACUUUAUGGCAGCAGACGAUCGAGGCAUGGACUUGGAUGCUUCCAACAAGAUCGGGCAGACUCCGCUCAUAAAGGCGGCCAAGAAGGCCAACAUUGAGUGUGUCAAGAUGCUGCUCGCUGCCAAGUGUAACCCAAAUGGCAAGACGAAAGACGGAAAGACUGCACUGAUCCAGGCAGUGGAGAUCAACAGCCUUGAGUCAGCCACGGAGUUGUUGAAAGCCGGUGCAGAUAUCUCCCUGGCUGAUGAUCUUGGUUUCACGGCUUUGUUUCCAGCAGCCUUCCGUUGCAACGUCCCAAUGUUGGAGCUGCUGCUGUCCUCCAAAGCCAAUGCUGCAGCAAAAGCCAAACCGGGAACUGCUCUCAUGAUGGCCGUGGAAGCGCCUUCCUUCAAGCCAGACGCCGUGAAGCUUCUUGUGGAGCAUGGCUGCCCCCUUGACGAAGUCUCCGCUGAUGGGGACACCGCGUUGAUGAAGGCCGUGGAGGAGAACAAUACGGAUGGCGUUGCAGCACUACUGGCAGCCAGGGCAGAUUCAACAAAAAAGAACCAGGAGGGGAAGACCGCGCUUGACUUGGCCAAAGAGAGAGGCCUGAAAGCUCUUGAGGAGCUGUUGGCAGGAGCUCCUUGA